Messenger RNA from Danaus chrysippus (African queen), 300 nucleotides. The record is from the annotation of a GenBank genome assembly. NCBI's taxonomy places the organism in Eukaryota, Metazoa, Arthropoda, Insecta, Lepidoptera, Nymphalidae.
AUGGCUGCAGCUGUAGCUAAAGUACCCGCGUUAAUCAGUUCGGCAGUCGCACAGGCUAGGCCAAAGUUUGCGAUUUUCAUGAAAUACGCCAAGGUAGAAUUAGCACCCCCUAAGUUAAGCGAGAUCCCACAGAUCAAAGCUGGUAUUGCAAAGCUUCUCAGCAGCGCUAAAUCUGGUGCGUGGAAACAGCAAACCGUGAAGCAGGCGACUCUGAACACUUUGGUUGGCGCCGAAGUAAUUUUCUGGUUCUAUAUUGGAGAAUGUAUCGGUAAACGCCACUUUGUCGGCUACGAUGUUUAA